Molecule: messenger RNA, 1980 nt
Organism: Helianthus annuus (common sunflower)
Lineage: Eukaryota; Viridiplantae; Streptophyta; Magnoliopsida; Asterales; Asteraceae
Product: metal tolerance protein 4
Exons: 7
Coding region: 651-1844 (397 amino acids)
Biological process (GO): transmembrane transport; monoatomic cation transport
Cellular component (GO): membrane
Molecular function (GO): manganese ion transmembrane transporter activity
Source: RefSeq, a predicted model, not a curated record
CAACUAAUAUUAUUUGUUUUAUUUUCUUUAAAAGAUAAUAUUUGGGUAAUUAUUGUUGGGCAUUAUGGGGCAUUAUACCACUACACCUCUUUUUAACUUCAAGCCCUUAAUCCCCAUAUGCCAUAUGUCAAUUCAUGCUCAAGGGAGGGGUAUUAGUUUCAAACCCCACUAUACAUGGUUUAAGCUCAUUACAUUAUAGCCUAGUGACAUCUUAGAGAGGGUUUUUUCCAGAUUUAUUUGGUUUCCUCCUGAAUUUGUAUAUAAGCCAUUUUGCUUAGUAAAAAUGAAGAUAAUUGAGUGAUUUAACUGGUAACACAAUGAUAUUUCAGUGAUUCGUUAUUGGUACAAAUUGACAGUUAAAAAAAGUAACAAACUAUAAUGAUGAAUGAGUGAGGUAGAUGACUUCUUCCCCAAUUGUCAUUUUCUUUAUAUUAAACCAAACUAUGUGCUCUUCUUUUUAAACAAACACCUAAAUAAUACCUUUAAAUAAUAUAUUGAGUUUCUAGAAUUUGUCAACUAAAACUAGAUCUUUAUACUCUCUCAUCAACCAUAUUUAUUUAAGUUAAAAAUUGUAAUAACUUUUAUGUUCUUUUUGUUUCCACAAACUUAAAUAUAAAAGAAGAGAAGUGCAAAGUGGAGAUAUAGAGUGAAUGGAGGGAGAAAAAGAGUCGUUGUUAUCUCCGACGAGUCACUACUCAGUGAACUCACUCAGAACCGAUUUCUUAACUCGGUUACCAGAUAAAGUUCGUUCGACAGUUGAUAUAGAGUCUUCUCAUUUCACUCUACAAUCAAAAUCAUCAUCAUCUUCUAAUUCAUUAUUAACUCAAGGUGAAAAGGAGUAUUAUGAGAAGCAGUUUGCAACGUUGAAGUCGUUUGAGGAAGUUGAUGCUAUUGAAUCAUGUGAUGGAGUUGAUGAGGAUGAAUUUGAUGAACAUGUUGUUAUGCAGCAGGAGAGAGCUAUGAAGGUUUCGAAUUAUGCUAACGUUUUGUUACUGGCUUUUAAGAUCUUUGCUACAAUAGAGACCGGAUCCAUUGCCAUUGCGGCAUCCACGUUGGAUUCGUUACUUGAUCUAAUGGCUGGCGGCAUCCUUUGGUUCACUCACUUGUCUAUGCAAAGCAUCAACAUAUACAAGUAUCCGAUCGGUAAACUCAGAGUGCAGCCUGUUGGAAUCAUUGUCUUUGCUGCGAUUAUGGCUACACUCGGCUUUCAGGUGUUAGUUCAGGCGGUAGAACAGUUGAUUGAAAAUAAACCACCCGAGAAGAUGUCGUCUCUUCAGCUUCUAUGGUUAUACAUAAUCAUGUUGACUGCAACGGUUGUCAAACUUGUGUUAUGGUUAUAUUGCAGAAGUUCAGGAAACGAGAUUGUACGCGCAUAUGCAAAGGAUCAUUACUUUGAUGUGGUAACAAAUGUAGUCGGGUUAGUUGCGGCGGUUCUUGGUGAUCGAUUCUAUUGGUGGAUCGACCCUGUUGGCGCCAUUAUUCUCGCCGUUUAUACAAUUGUAAACUGGUCUGGAACCGUUUGGGAAAAUGCAGUUUCGUUAGUCGGACAGUCAGCACCACCAGAAGUAUUGCAAAAAUUGACUUAUCUUGUCACACGACAUCCUAAAGUGAAGCGCGUUGACACAGUUCGCGCAUACACGUUUGGUGUUUUGUACUUCGUUGAGGUUGAUAUUGAACUCCCUGAAGAUUUGUCGCUAAAAGAAGCUCAUGCAAUCGGCGAAACACUACAAAUAAAGAUCGAAAAACUUCCAGAAGUCGAACGUGCAUUUGUUCAUCUCGACUUUGAAUGUGAUCACAAACCGGAACACUCUGUUCUAACCAGGCUUCCCAACAGUGACCCAUGAGGUGAGCGUCUUGUGGUUAGGUCCGUUCUGUACACGACCCAUAUAUUUAUUCGUUUAUGAGUGGCGUAAAUUUCCUUUGUUCAUAUCAAUUUUCAUCUUGGAUGAUGUUCUUUAAUAUAUUAUUAAAUAUUAAAUA